Aureococcus anophagefferens is the source of this 2324-nucleotide messenger RNA. RefSeq lists its product as hypothetical. The coding region runs from base 1 to 1851 and encodes 616 amino acids. The record is from RefSeq and is a predicted model, not a curated record. The transcript has 5 exons. NCBI's taxonomy places the organism in Eukaryota, Pelagophyceae, Pelagomonadales, Pelagomonadaceae.
AUGGUCUCAUCUAACAUCCAAGGGUUGGUUUUGAGUGAUGAGUUGGGUGAAGAGUUGCUGCAGCAUUUGGGGGCUGAAAUGUGUGGUGUGUAUGAGAUGGCUAUGGGUGUGUCGUCAAAGACGGCUGCGCCGAUCCAUACCGACACACUCCUGACUUUCAUGUUUGAAUUACUACCAUAUGAGAAUUCUGAUAAACCAGAUUUUUCUGAGGAAAGGUGCACUGUCCGGCGACUGUGCAACCUCGCUGAGCCUGGUGCUACCUGGCACGUCACUGUGACGCUAACCAGACAGACACCACAGACACAGAAGAGCGCUAUGCACUCUGUGCCUGCUUGGCAGUCACUCCUUCAUCUGCCUUAUACUGGCUAUGCUCAUGCUAUACUAUGCUGGUGCUUCAUACUGGCAUACUCGGAUUCUAACAAAGAGGAUCUUGUCCGGUAUGCAGUAUGCAAACAGUGCGGUGCGAAGGUGAUGAGGGCCCUCGAGCUAAUUGAAGCCCAUCAGUCAGAGUGUGCGUGCAACAGCAUAAAAAUCAACGACGAUACACAUGGUAGCAGUUCUGAUGCACAAGAGUCCAAGUCCAAGCAGUCUUUCUCUGCAACGGUGAUGCAGCUUUCCAAACUGGAACUGACACAUAGACUUUCAGCCGAAGGUCGAACAUUAUUUGCGUGCACGCUUGCAGGCUCAUCUAACCGUGCAGUAUCUCGUGGGUAUUUUCGUGAGCUUCACUUGCGAGGACUAGAUACGGAGACGACUCCCAAGGCGAUCGCUGGCUGGCAACGAUACCGUGUGACCUUUGGGGGUGGUCGCAUGGGCCUGGAGAUUGAAUACGACGCGCGUGUAACACGUCGUCUUGUCAUCACGUCCGUGUCGAAGGAAGCAGCGGUGCUGGGUGUACGUGCACAAGAUGUUCUUAUCGGUAUCGACGACCGAAUCGUGCCACGUGCGACAGAACCAUUCGCGAUUCAUCAGCAUCUAGUCGCCUGUAUGCGCCCAGUGACUCUUCAUUUUUAUCGGCUGCACCUCUGGGAUCACUGUAUUCGACCAGCGGAGGCGUUUUACUCGAGCGCAAGCCAAGUUUCGAGUGGAAAGACCGUUACAGCGGUAGCAUCGGCUCUUUGGGACCGGCUUUUGACGGGUGGCGGCGUUGAAGAGCUAGAUGUCUCUGGGACCAAUGUGAUGGUGGACGACAUCGCACCAGGCGCAGACAUGCGUCGAACGUUUAGUGAGUCACUGAUCCCUACAGUACGUAUGGACACCUCACAUUAUGGCAAGGAUGAUGAUGGCGAGUCAAGAGAUGCGGGCAUGCGCUGCCUCCUCAAUGAAAAAGCACGCACUGCACUUGCACGAGCACUGAAACCUCUUCUUCAGCACAAGCCCUGGGAGCUGGUCUACGACUCCGCAUGUGAUGGCAUGUGCCUCGAGGCUCUCUAUGCACGCGCUGGACAAACGGGCCCCCGUUCAAAAAGAGCUCAAAUUAUCAUUUGUCGCGAUGACGUCGGGCAUGUUGCUGGUGCAUUCCUUGAUGAGCCCGUCCGCAAUGUUGGUGAUUAUUUUGGAACGGGUGAAUGUUUUGUUUUCACCGUUGCAGGCAGAAGUGGUCCGGGACUUCUCACUACUGACAUCCCACGAGGCCCUGAUGUCACUGUAUAUCGUUGGGUUGGACCGGAUGAUCAAGCCUCACACCUUUCUAGAACCCACUGUGAUGAAGAAGUAGUCUGCACAUCAACACCGCUGACCCCACCCCCUCAAGUCGUCAACGACAUGUUUGCUUAUGCCACACCUGAAGUUCUUGGUUUUGGCUCGGGCGGUGAUGGCUUCGCACUCCGUCUUGACGAGACUCUCGAGUAAGUGAUCCGCUUGAAACUCAUGAUUGUGUUCAAUAGGUUCGGUGCUUCACGCCCAUGUGCAACCUAUGGUAAUUCGGCCUCCUUAUUUGGAGGGAGAGACAUCUUCCCAGUUCAACGCGUCCAAAUAUGGACCUUUGGCACCCAGUUUUAGCAUCGUGUGUAUGUGGGCGUUUUCACCGUUCGAAUGUCACCAGCGACCUUGGUGUUUGGCGCCAAGAAGCGGAUCCGAUAUUCCCAGUGAACCGACACUCAUGCUUCCGAAACUCUUCUUAGUUGUGCCCCGGACGAACGCGGGAAAUUCGACGCGUGCCAGUUUUGGCCCCUCCCGGGGGACUGGCGCGGGACUGGCGCUGCGGACCGGCGCAUGAGCAGACCCCCCGCACAAAGCCCCCGGCUGCUAGUUGGACAUGAGAAGCCCAGUAGAAUGUUAGAACCCGAGUACUACCUCCGAGGUGUCCUAAAUGGGAUUUCGUG